UGCUUUGUGUUCCCCUUUGCUGCUAACCAAUCCAUUGACUUGCAUCCAUAUUCUGCUCCUCCCAUUUCAACUUUUGCUAUAAAACCCCUCGGCCUCCGUCCAUCCAUUUGCACCUCAAAUCUCAAAGUCACACAACCAAGCCGAGAACCGCCGCGAGCAGCAGCCAGGGCCGCGCCUUUCCCCGUCCUUCUCCGGCGCCGACCAUGGCCGUCGACUUCGUGGGACGCGGCUACGCCCCACGUGGCCUCGCCCUCGCGGGCGGGGAGCAGCAGCUGGCCUUCCACGAGGCCGCCGCGGCGGGGCUCAGCAGCCUCGAGCUCCUCGUCGCGUCGCUCUCCCCCCGCGCCGACUGCGCGCCGCCGCCGCUCGGGGAGAUCGCCGACCAAGCGUUAUCGGGGUUCCGCCGGGUCAUCGACAUCCUCGGCCGCAGCGGCCACGCCCGCUUCCGCCGCGGCCCUGUUGGAGGAGGCGCCGCCUCGUUGACUCCCCCUCCUGUCUCUUCUCCUCCUCGGAUGCCGGCCCGGCCACCGGCACCGGCAGCCUCGCAGCAGUUGGCGCCCCAGAAAAGCCUGACGCUGGACUUCACCAAGCCUUCGAAGGCGCCGGCAGCGGCAGCCGCUGCUUCGGUGACGUCGACGUCUUUCUUCUCGUCGGUGACGGCGGGGGGCGAGGGCAGCGUCUCCAAGGGCCCGGGCCAGCUGGUGUCCUCCGGAAAGCCGCCGCUCGCGGCUGGUACCAAACGCAAGCAACAGCAGCAGCAGACGCCCUGCGCGAGCGGCGCGCACUCCGACGUCGCCGCCGCCGCCGCCGGUGGCCGGUGCCACUGCUCGAAGAAGCGCAAGCACCGGGUGAAGUACACCACGCGCGUGCCCGCGGUAAGCUCGCGCACGGCGGACAUCCCCGGCGACGACUACUCGUGGCGCAAGUACGGGCAGAAGCCCAUCAAGGGGUCCCCUUACCCCCGCUGCUACUAUAGGUGCAGCACCGCCAAGGGCUGCCCGGCGCGGAAGCACGUCGAACGCGCCACCGACGACCCCGCCAUGCUCAUCGUCACCUACGAGGGUGACCACCGCCACGACACUUUGCCGCCGGCCGCCGCAAAUUGAAGCUCCCUGGCAGCGACAGCCGACAGGACUGGAUGUGCUCUUGCAUUUGUUCUUUGUACACGGCCUACACAUGCAUGUACACCACUAACUAAAAAAAUUUGAUUUUGGAUUUCAAAUUUAUUUUCUUACAUAUACAUAUGUAUGCAGUAUACUUGCGCGACAAACAUAGUGAAAGCAUCUACA
This is a messenger RNA of Triticum aestivum (bread wheat), 1289 nucleotides long. RefSeq names its product probable WRKY transcription factor 17. NCBI's taxonomy places the organism in Eukaryota, Viridiplantae, Streptophyta, Magnoliopsida, Poales, Poaceae. Bases 204 to 1106 code for a protein of 300 amino acids. Gene Ontology annotation, biological process: regulation of DNA-templated transcription. The record is from RefSeq and is a predicted model, not a curated record. Gene Ontology annotation, molecular function: DNA-binding transcription factor activity; sequence-specific DNA binding. The transcript has a single exon.